Molecule: messenger RNA, 3664 nt
Organism: Petromyzon marinus (sea lamprey)
Lineage: Eukaryota; Metazoa; Chordata; Hyperoartia; Petromyzontiformes; Petromyzontidae
Source: RefSeq, a predicted model, not a curated record
GAGCCGCUUGGGACGGAACGCCUCCCCCCACAAUGCCGGCCGCUCACGUUGACGAGCGUGCGUUACCACGUUGCGUUAAAUAACUGCGUAUAUAUGCAUUACGUUACUGUAUAUUCGCACUGUAUUCAUACGUGCACUAAAGAAAAAGUCUUUAAAAAAUAUUGCUAAGUGUAUAUUUUGCUUCACUCAUUUUGAGAUUAAUUCAUUACCAGAUUGUGAAAGGUGGUAGAGGCUUUGGGAGGUCUCCAUCCAGCAGUGGACUCACCAUGCCAGAUGAUCUGCUGAUGCAAAGUUGUGCAACGUUUGUUUGAGAUAAUUUGUUUAAGUUUAUGCGGUCACUUAAAUUCAUUGUUCGUUAUGGUUUAAAAUAUGGCCAAACGAAGGCCUUCCCAUACAUUGGCAAUCUCUUGGGUAUUCCGUGAUGCCGCAAUCCACUGCACUCCUGCAGAUGAACGGAUCUCAUGGGGCUCCAUCUCCGCAGAGGUUAUUCUCUCGGGUACGUUCUCUCCUUGGGCUGCCAAUCCAUCGCCAGCCUUGUUCAUCAGCGGUUAUCCCUUCUUGCGAUGCAUCCUGCCCAAGCCAACAUACUUCGUUUUUUAAAUCAAUAAGAUUUGUUACAGAACUUUUUCCGUGAUCCAUGUGCUCUUCUUUGCAUUACCCCAGAGUAAUUUCAAGUGAGCACUUUUCGUUUGUUUGUUUAUUCAUGAUCCGUGUUUCCUGAUCCAUAUGUCAAAGCUGGAAAUAUGCAGUCAUUGAAACAAUCUUCAAGCAUUUUGCCAUUGCUGCAUUACACAAUCCAUGUUUGAUGUUCAUUGUGAAAUUGCCUGUGAAACAGGCUGCUUGAAUUAACCUCUUGAUAACAGUUAUAAAGUCGUCUCUGUUUUGCUAAAACUCAACAGGCACUUAAUAGCUGAAGUUGAUGGCACAUUUUUGGUAAACGUCUUUAAUAGGCCAGAGUGUUUGCUUUCUGUAAAAAGUGCUAAAUGUAUUGUAAACACGAGUGUGUUUCCCCCACAGGCGUGUAAGCCUCUCGACGUUUGAUUUUGCCAUAACCAAACCCCUGAUGGUUGUGCAAUAAAUGUCAGCGGGAAUAAAGCGGUGCAAAGUAACGUUGCAAUUGUAUAGUACUUUAUUUUUAGGAGUGCCUUCCAGACAUGUAACACAAUCGGGUUUACAAAGUAAUCGAAUAUUUAUGCGACGUGGGUAUUUAUGCCUUGGUAAAAAAACAAAUACCAGGUUUUUUUUUAUUAACAUUUGUAAUGCUUUUUUUAAAUUACCGCACAGCAAAUAAAACGCAUGGGAAGUGCGAUGAGGCCGACCCGACAAUAAACAUUGCGUUCUGCAUUGAAGUUAAGCAUCCUCGUUACUUGUUUGGUCCUUGUAGGAAAGGCAGUUCUGGCAACUGGCUCACAACAAGACGAGCACACACAUGCGGCGAUUGUACAGCAGGAUGGACCUUCGCGAUUCCCGCCACCGCUCCGGCUUCCGCGCACGGCUCCGCUCGGCUAGUCUGGAACGUGGUCGAAACUCACGGUCCACUGGCAAACGAUAACAAGCCGCAUGUGCAAGAAGAAUACAGUGCAAAUUAGAAGCGUGCAGCAAGAGGGCUGGACCUGACGGGCCUCCGGCGAGCUAAUUGCUUAGAGCCACGCUAGGUCACUCGUCCACACAGCCGAGAGGGGAAGGAGUAGCGACAAGAGGCGGGCACAAUGCAUCCUGGAACAACAAUGCUGGGCAACGCAAAGUGGCAAAUGGCUCAGCGUCUGCAUGUGAGCGGAAGAGGCGUCCACGCGCAUGUUCGGCUGCCUCCCAUCGAGCCACUCAUUGGGGCUACGGCUGCGAGCACCGUCCCAGUGGAAAAAUCGGCCUGUGGAACCUACAGCAGGGCGGGAUUUUUCCGAGCACGGAGUCUGUCGCAUUCCGGAGACCGCCGGGGGACUGGAGGACGAGACGCGUGCUCGGGCAAUGAACGGGAGGCGCUGCUUAAGUCAAAAACUAUUUUAGACUUUACCAAAGGCAAUGGCAAACUGUUGCCACCUCGCGAACGUUUUCAAGCCAUAGCAAUGAAAACCAUCAGUCAAAAGACAAAAUGUGUAUCGGAUAACCACGACGCGUGCUUCCACAUGCACAUCAACAGCACUUCACCCAGCAUCUCCAGGAAGAUGACGGCACGCAAAAUAUCAGCGAGGUCAGGUCCGAGCAACGACGAGCCCUCGGGAAGAGCUCCCCUGACAACCAGCGCUGCCACAAUUCCUGCUCAUAACUCCUCCGCCGACCUUGACACUCUCGACGCGGCCAGGCCAAAUGGAACACGAGUGGAAUCCACGGGCGGCCACGGCUCGCUUACAGAACGCACGGACGAAAGAACGGCAACGUGCGGGGCUGACGUGCGUGCGAGGCGCUCCGUGAAAAAACCCCUCAAAUCCUCCCUGAAGAAGUCCUUCGACUGGAAGGCCCAUUCCUUGAAGAGCGACAAAGGCUCGGCCAAACGGUGGGGCGGCGUGGCCGAAGGGCAGCGCGGUCGCGUCGAGGGCGCCGCCGAGCAGCGUCCCCGGCACACAUUGACGGAGCGUGGGCAGUGCAGCCCGUGCUCCCCCGCCAGGCGUCAUCUCGACGACGCCACGCCGGCUUGCCGGGCGCACGGUGGCUGUCGGCAGCCCGGGGGGACGCGCCGCCCGCGCUCGCUUCGCGUGGCUCGCGGCGCCGCCAGCGCGGGCGAGGCGUCCCCGAGGGCGGACGGGAAUUCCCGCGACAGAGGCCGUCUCCCGAGCGGGUGCCCAAGUCCCGACAAGAACGCGAAUGGGGCCGCGGGGCGCGUGCUGCCGGCGGCGCGACCGUCACGAGGCGUGCGCGGGGAGCUGGUUCUACACGAGUCGGGAGAGUUCGCCGGCGUGCCGGUCCCCAGGAUAACGAUGACGUGCGCAACUCCGCCGCCAGCGCUCUCGGUCACGGGGGACGGCGAGUUUGCCGGGCAGUAGGGUACCGUGUAAUCCAGCGCUCGACGUGGAUACCAAUUUUGCCCGGUCGGUGCGUUUUUUUUUUUAUUUCGAUGUGGAAGGUGAAAGUGGCCAUGGAGAAGCUUGAAAUGGGUUCUCGUGGUCACGACGCACGCGUUAAACCGCGCGUGCAAGAAUAAUUAUUUAUUUACGGUUUGUAUGUGUGGUUGGGUCACGUGUCCCCCCCGCAGCCGGCUCUGGUAAUGAGAUUCCAUAUGCCCUGCGAUGGCAAAAAUGCAUCGAUUCCUGAUUCCAACUGUGAACACGGAUCAUUCAAAUGGAUCGAGUCAUCAACGAGAAUCAGGAAAAUGUUAUCAAUUUGCUAUGCGAGUGAGGGUGGAGGGGGGCGGGAGUGAUAGAGGGUGAAUUGUUACCCUACUUAAACAAAACUGGUUUUACGAGUUCUAAAAAGCCAAGUGUUUUUAUUUACAAUGCUACAAGCUGAGAUCACUUCCGUGAAUAGGUUGGCAACAAUGCAUGCAGUAUACUGAAGUGGAAAGCCGAACUCUCGUUCGUAACAGAGUACAAUAUCUAUACAUUUAUAUAUAUCUCUCAUAUACCAUGCCCUGUGACCGAGCAGAAUUUAAAUGUUGCCUCAUGUCCCCCUAUGAUAUAUAUGUAAUAUACUGUUUCCCCAAACUGCAAAAAUAAACGUUUAUCGUCAUGCA